GGAGAAUCUGAGACACACUGAGGCGCCUGGUGACCAUCCGAGCAACGGCAGAGUGUGGAUCUAUGGGCCGGAGAUAGCUAUUGUAUUUUAUUGUACAGGUCUGUUCCUAAUGCCUUUAAGGAAGAAGCAGUGCACAGCCCCGUUGGAGCUUGAAGAUUUCCAAGGAUUUUCCUGAAGCUUUGUUGUUGUUUGUUUGUUUGUUUGUUGUUGCUGUGCGUCUUGGGACCCCUGGCUGCCUACAGUGCUUCCUGCUGGGAAGAAUACUUUUGGGUUCCUGACUGUCCAGCUUCAGGUACACAUGGCAUUCAGAGAUGUGGCUGUGGAUUUCUCUCAGGAGGAGUGGCGCCUGCUGAGCCCUGCUCAGAGGUCCCUGUACAGAGAGGUGAUGUUGGAAAAUUACAGCAACCUGGUGUCUCUGGGAAUUCCAGUUUCAAAACCGAAACUCAUCACCCAGCUGGAGCAAGGGAAAGAAACAUGGCAAGAAGAGAGGAAAUGCCCACAGGUGGCUGCAGGUCAGGCACAGGCAAAGCUGGAACUCUGCCCUGGUCCUGUCUGCCCCCCAGAUCUCACCAAUCAGAAACUCCCUGUGCAGUGUGUGCUGAGUGAUCGUGCACCGUGGAUCUUUACAUGCCUGUGUGCAAAACGUCACGCCAAUGCAGGAGACGCCUGCCACAGGGCCCAGGAGACGCAGCAGCGAGCCUCUGAUAGAAGCUCCUGCAGCGAUAAAUCAGAAGGUGGAGAGAGAGGUGCCAGGCCUUCAUUUAGAAGGACAAAGAAGAGGAGUUUGGGGACCCUCUCCAGGCCGCCCCUAAAGCAGCCAGUCAGCUUCCGGAAUGGUAUCAGACGGGUAGGGAUGGCGACCAGCCCAGCACAAGCUGGGUGCACUGAAGAACCCGAAAAGUUGUUGAAGCGAAUAGAAAUCUUGGGGUUUGGAACAGUCAGCUGUGGAGAGUGUGGGCUGGGCUUCCGCAAGAUGACAAACCUGCUUAGUCACCAGAGGAUCCAUUCAGGGGAGAAGCCGUAUGUGUGUGGGGUGUGUGAGAAGGGCUUCAGCCUAAAGAAGAGCCUUGCCAGACACCAGAAGGCGCACUCUGGGGAAAAACCCAUCGUGUGCAGAGAGUGUGGGCGAGGCUUUAACCGGAAGUCAACACUCAUCAUCCACGAGAGGACACACUCGGGAGAGAAGCCUUACGUGUGCAGGGAGUGUGGACGAGGCUUUAGCCAGAAGUCAAACCUCAUCAUCCAUCGGCGGACACACUCAGGGGAGAAGCCUUACGUGUGCAGGGAGUGUGGCAAAGGCUUUAGCCAGAAGUCAGCUGUUGUGAGACACCAGAGGACGCACUUAGAGGAGAAGACCAUCGUGUGCAGUGACUGUGGCCUUGGCUUCAGCGACAGGUCCAACCUCAUCUCCCACCAGCGGACGCACUCAGGGGCGAAGCCUUAUGUUUGUAAGGAGUGCGGGCGGUGCUUCAGGCAGAGAACAACCCUUGUCAAUCAUCAGAGGACUCACUCAAAGGAGAAGCCUUACGUGUGUGGUGUGUGUGGGUACAGCUUUAGCCAGAAUUCAACUCUCACCUCCCACAAGAGGACACACACCGGGGAGAAGCCAUACGUGUGUGGGGUAUGUGGACGUGGCUUCAGUUUAAAGUCCCACCUCAACAGACACCAGCACAUCCACUCCGGGGAGAAGCCCAUCGUGUGCAAGGAUUGUGGGCGAGGCUUCAGCCAGCAGUCGAACCUCGUCAGGCACCUGAGGACACACUCCGGGGAGAAGCCCAUGGUGUGUGAGGAAUGUGGACGAGGCUUUAGCCAGAAGUCAAACCUCCUCGCACACCAGAGGACACACUCAGGAGAAAAGCCGUUUGUGUGCCGAGACUGCGGGCAAGGCUUCAGUCACCAGGCCGGGCUCAUCAGACACAAGAGGAAGCAUUCAAGGGAGAAGCCGUACAUGUGCAGGCAGUGUGGACUGGGCUGUGCCAACAAGUCAGCUCUAAUCACACAUAAGUGGGCACACUUUGAAGAGAAGCCCUGCGUGUGGAGAGAGUGUGGCCAAGGCUUUAUCCAGAAGUCACACCUCACCUUACAUCAGAUGACACAAGGGGAGAAGACUUACACAUGCCAGACCUGUGGAGAGGGCUUUAGGCAAAGGUUUCACCUUAGCAGACACAGGAAUGAAAGUGCUCACCACAAACCGCCCCUGCAGCCCGACUUGGAAGCCUGUUUGGGGCACUCAUCUGGGCCCUUCUAUUCCCUUUGAAAAUGAGGAUGAUGGCCGGGCGGUGGUGGCGCACGCCUUUAAUCCCAGCACUCGUGAGGCAGAGGCAGGGAUCUCAGUGAGUUCGAGGCCAGCCUGGUUUACAAGAGCUAGUUCCAGGACAGGCUCCAAAGCCACAGAGAAACCCUGUCUUGAAAAAAAAAAAAAAAGAAAAUGAGGAUGAUGGAAAGGUUCAUUAUCAGAAUUCUUACACUUUCGUGAAGCAGACCAAUGAACUUCAUAAGGCCUACGGACAGUAACUCAGCCCACUUCCUUCCAGUCUCACGUUCUGUGGCCUGUUGUCUAGUAAACUUUCAGCCCGCUUCCUUCCUGUCUUACGUUCUGUGGCCUGCUGUCUAGUAAACUUUCAACCCACUUCCUUCCGGUCUCAUGUUCUGUGACCUGUCUAGUAAACUUUCAGCACACUUCCUUCCGGUCUCAUGUUCUGUGACCUGUCUAGUGAACUCUGCUUCUUUACAAGUCUGCAACCUGAUUUGUGAUUCUCAUUCUUUUAGGAAAUGGACCAUUCAGGUGUCUUGAACUCAC
This is a messenger RNA of Microtus oregoni (creeping vole), 2800 nucleotides long. It is a transcript of the gene Znf133, whose product is annotated as zinc finger protein 133. The record is from RefSeq and is a predicted model, not a curated record. NCBI's taxonomy places the organism in Eukaryota, Metazoa, Chordata, Mammalia, Rodentia, Cricetidae. Gene Ontology annotation, biological process: regulation of transcription by RNA polymerase II. Gene Ontology annotation, molecular function: DNA-binding transcription factor activity, RNA polymerase II-specific; RNA polymerase II cis-regulatory region sequence-specific DNA binding.